UUAUUAACCCCCCUUUUCCUCUUGGGUCCCACACCAACUUCAUAAAUAGCCAGCUCCUCAGUUGCCAAAUUCUACUUGACCUGACUUUCAGAUUCCUGUCUCUAGCAAGGAUUGCAUUGAGCUUCAGCCAUGAAGACCCUUUUCCUUAUCUUUGCCAUUGUUCUGAUUUCAUCCCAAGCUGUACCAGGUAAGAAGACCCAUAGGGUCUCUAUGAGAAAUAGAGCUCAAAGCGAAUUUGCUUGGUAGAUGUCUGCUAUUUAUCAGCAGCCUUGGGAAGUGGUGGGUGUUUUGGUUUACAGAAGUGUUUGUGCAUGUAUGUGUCUUCCCAGUGAGAAGGGAAUUUAAGGAUGACCUCUGGCUCUGGACCUCUUUCUUCAUUGUGAGAGAGCACUACAGGCCGAUAGUGUCUUUGCAAUGUACGCUUGUUUAUAAAUAUACAAGCAGAGCAUAUUGAGAGCAAGGCAGCUCCUGAAGCUGAUAGCACAACCACCAAUCCUGAAUUGAGUUCCCAAAGAAAAUCCUUUUCUGUCACCAACCCACACUCAGCACUGCUAGAAGACAACUUGGUUAGCUAAAUCAAGCCAAGUUCCCUACUCUGUGUUCAACUAUUCUUCCCAAAUUGAUUGAAGGUACAUAAGUAAAGGUAAAAGGACAGGGGUCCUGACCAUUAGGUCUAGUCGUGACUGACUCUGGGGUUGCGGCACUCAUCUUGCUUUAUUGGCCAAGGGAGCCGGCGUACAGCUUCCGUGUCAUGUGGCCAGCAUGACUAAGCCACUUCUGGUGAACCAGAGCAGCACACAGAAACGCCAUUUAUCUUCCCACCGGAGUGGUACCUAUUUAUCUACUUGCACUUUGACGUGCUUUCAAACUGCUAGGUUGGCAGGAGCAGGGACCGAGCAAUGGGAGCUCACCCCGUCACGGGGAUUUGAACCACCAACCUUCUGAUUGGCAAGUCCCAGGCUCUGUGGUUUAACCCACAGCACCACCCGCGUUGGCAAGCAAAAAAGGGUUUUUUCUCGGGGGCGGGGGGAUGGGGUCACAAAAUUAUAGGAACAGACCAGUUCUAAUGAUCAAAGCAUUGGAAUGAUAAAAAUGUGCCUGCCUCUAAUAAAAGAGAGUGCAUCUUUGUAAGUUGACACCAGUGACUUUUUAAACUAGUGAAUCUAUCACACGACUGACUUCUCAUAGCAACUGGCAUAGAAUAAACCAAUGACUUUAUUAUGGCAUCUUUUCAUGCAGGCAUUGAGAUGAGAUUUGUCUGUUUGACUCCUGUUAGACUGUUUUAUUGGCUGGAAAUGUUAAAUUGAUGUGUUUUAAAUGCAGCUUUAUGGAUAGUUGUUGACAAUGUUAUAUUUCACUUUUGGUAUUUCCCAGCCUGAGUCAAGCACUAUUUAUGCCACAUAACCUCUCGACAAAUGACAGUCAAUCAAUCAAUAAGGUGAUGUUUGUUGUUUCCUAGGCUUGGAAAUAGGUCUGAGGUGAAGAUAGGAAUGGAAGGAAUGACUGCUGAUGUCAUAAAGACAUUCAUAUCUUGCUAAAGCUGGGGAAAGGGGUACCUUUAUGCAGUUUGCCCCUUCCAGCUACACAAUUGUAUAGCAAGUGGUAUUUGGGAGACUCUUGGGGGAAAGUCUACAGUUUCACCAAGCACAGACGUUAUCUUUCCAGAAGAAACUCUCCAACUUGUGCCAAAAAACAAAACAAAACAAAAAUCAGGAGGUGGACAUGUCCAAAAGCAAGGGUGGAGGAACCCAUCCUCUAGAGAACCACAAAGGGAGACUUCCUACCACCCAUGUUGGUUUUUGUACCAAUAGCUCUGUUCCUUUGAUGUAAUACAGUAGCUUCCUUCAGAUUGACUCGGGGAAAAACCUGACUUUUCCUUCUUCUUUUUCUGGAAAAACUCCAUUCAUUUCAAAGGUGAUUUUGCUAUAAUAUGCUCAGCUCUAUUGGGAAACAUUCGAUGCAAGUAAUUUUACCCCUUCCCCCUUUUAUGGUGGGGUAUUUUUGGAGGAGGGGGGCAAUAAAUGAUCACCAGUGUUUGUUUGUUUUUCUCCUGAGACAAACAGGGACAUCUUUGCUUCUGCAUGGUUCUAACUGAUCUUGCUUUUCUCGGCUGACAUUUCAGCUUAUUAUGCAAACCUGUUUAUUGCAGCGGGGAAUUGGGCUCAGUCCAUAGGCUGCCUUCCUUUUCCUUUUUCAUCAUGAGCAGUUCUCACGGAUGGAAUCUUUUUGGUUUGUGAUAUACAGGGGAUGCCCAGGCGCCUGAGGAUACAAUUGCAUGUGGCCGCGGUGGUGGUGGCUGUCAAGUUGGGGCUUGCAGACCCGGUUUCCAGAAUGUGGGGACCUGCAAAGGAGGAACCAUGUCCUGCUGCAGAUGGUAAGUGAAGCCCCUGUAUAUGACAUUUUUGCUGAGUUAGAGUAGCCAAAAAGAGAAGGCACCAGAAAGGAGGGAAUAGAUAUGAAUGAAAAAUUAUAUGUACAGAUGCAAACUCAGAAAUAAUAGACUAGCAUUUAAACAGACACACAAUACAUCUUGCCAUUGUGGGGAAGACUAUGGCUAGGGGAGGUGCCUUCUCAGUCUGCUGUUCAAAUGCUAAGCUGCUGUAGAUGAGCAACUUCAAGGUCCUCACUGCUCUCCAUUCUUACGGGCUUGUGGGCUUGGACCAGAAAGCCCUCCAGAGAAAGGACUUAUUCAAAUAGAGCAGAGGUGGGGAGACUUCAGACCUUGGGGUUGAGUGUGGCACCCCCAGGCCUCACUAUAUGGACUUUGGACCAAGUCUUGGACCAAGACUGUAUGGACUUUGGACCAAGUCUUGGACCAAGACCCCAUCCCAGGCCACACGUCUUACCACCCCUCUUCAAGUACUUCUGCCCGGCUGAAAUCUGGCCUUGAACUGUAGUACAGUGGUACCUCAGGCUACAGACGCUUCAGGUUACAGACUCCACUAACCCAGAAAUAAUAAGAACUUUACUUCAAAAUGAGAACAGGAAUCGCGCAGUGGCGGUACAGUGGCAGCAGGAGGCCCCAUUAGUGGUACCUCAGGUUAAGAACAGUUUCAGGUUAAGAACGGACCUCCUGAACGAAUUAAGUUCUUAACCAGAGGUACCACUGUAUGUCUGUUUCUUGCCUCAAUGGAGAAUGGAAAGAUGUGUGUGCACAGGAACCUCUGGUUUGUGUGUAGCUGGGAUGUACACAUACAUAUAGUGCAAAGGUGGGAUACACAUCCAUAUCUCCAUCCACUUUUGUUUCUGGCUCUGUCCACCAGUGGCAUGUUAUCCCUGGAAUGUUUCCAGUGAAGGAAUGAGGUCUUUGGGCAGAAAGAUAUUCUCUGCCCUUGAAACAGACCCUUCUGACAGCACUUCCAAUGGAUAAUUGACAUCUGCGGUCCUGCACAGUUUUACCUUAAGCAACAUGUAGGGAAGAAUUGCUGAGAAUGUCCCUAGGGUUUGGGGUGUGGUAUAAUCAUUUAAAUAAAGUUGGACAAGGUUUCCCCUCCCCCUCAUUUUUGCUCCGCCAGGGAUGAGGAGCCACUGGCCCAUGGGCCUGAUUACUCCUCUGGGGUUUGCCCAUGCAACCUUCCCUUCUAUACUUUCCAAAAUGUUGAAUGGAGGAUCCUCAACACCAUGUUCCAGGGCCAUAUUCCCGUGUGAGUGACAUGACCUACGUGGAACACCAUCCUGUCAGAUGUCAAGGAAAUAAGCAACUACAGUGGUACCUUGGUUCUCAACCUUAAUCCAUUGCAGAAGUCCAUUCCAAAACCCAAGCGUUCCAAAACCAAGGUGUGCUUUCCCACAGAAAGGAAAGGAUUAACCCAUUCCAGACUUUUAAAAACAACCCCAAAACAGCAAUUUAACAUUGAAUUUCACUAUCUAACGAGACCAUUGACCCAUAAAAUGAAAUCAAUAAACAAUGUACUAUAGUUUAAAAUAAGUCAGUAUUGUAGAUGAUAAAAAUCUAAAUUAUCAUUAUUUUUUUAAUCUGCACUGAUGAUAGUCACUGUUUGGUUGGGGGGCUUUUAUCCAUUUCCACAGUCACACAAUCAAUCAAUCAAUCAAUCAAUCAGUAGCUGAACUGGGUUCCACACAGACAAAAAAACAAAUUAACUGAAAAAGCCUCAAAAACAAAAAUACAAAAUAAAUAGCAAAAACAAAAAGCACCAAACUUAAUCCAUUCCGAAAGUCCAUUUGACUUCUGAAAUGUUUGAAAACCAAGGCACAGCAUCUGAUUGGUGUAGGUGCCCUGGAAACAAUAGCUGACAGCAGCAUUGGAUGUUCAGCUUCUGAAAAUUUUGGGGGUUUGAGAACCAAGGCAUUUGAGAACCAAGGUACCACUGCAUCUGACUUUUAGAAGACAUCUGAAGGCAGUCCUCUUUAGGGAAGUUUUUAAUGUUUGAUGUUUUAUCAUCUUUUUAAUAUUCUGUUGGGAGCCGACCAGAGUGGCUGGGGAAAUCCAGUCAGAUGAGCGGGGUAUAAAUAUUAUUAUUAUUAUUGAUGCUUCUCAUUCCAACCCCAUUCACUUCAACAAGGCUUGCAUGGCUAAAGUUGCUGGUGAUUUGUGAUUUGUGCUCCCUUUCUAAACUUUCUAAACUUGACUUUCUUCUCUUUCCACAGGCCUCGCCCAGGAGCAUAAGUUAUCUGGCGAGAUUUGAGUAGCACAAAUGGCUCUGAAGGUUCCCAAUCCUGGUACCUGGAGUGUUCACAUGCAGUGCAAACCUUGGGAAAACCAGGGAAUUUAAUCUUAAAAAACACACAGCUGGUAUUGCUAGUUAGGUUACAAUGCCUUCCCUGUGCAAUAAAGGUGAAUAAUACAUUUCUGCUCCUUGUUUCUGUUUUUAAUCACUUAAAACACACUCAUUAUUUUGCCUGACGAAUCUGGGAUUGAGCAUGUUCCACUUGGCUGGGCACAGUCUGGCCAAAAUUCAAUUUACAUUUCAAAUUUUGCAUACCGCGUUAUUCCAAGCUGCUUCAAGACCUUCGCAGUCAAAAGUGGGAAAUGAUUUUUAAAAUAAAUGAAUAAAUUUAUU
Molecule: messenger RNA, 5021 nt
Organism: Podarcis lilfordi (Lilford's wall lizard)
Lineage: Eukaryota; Metazoa; Chordata; Lepidosauria; Squamata; Lacertidae
Source: the annotation of a GenBank genome assembly